AUGCUGCGGCGAACCGGCGCCGCGGCGGCAACGGCGGCGCUGCCGCACAACAUGACGAUGAAGGACCCGCUCUGUCAGCGGGUGCUGGGCCGCUGCACCCCCGUCGUCUACUCCUCACUGCCGAACGGCUUCCGGGUGGCGACGGAGUACGUGAAGGACUGCCCCUUUGCCACCGUCGGCGUGUGGAUCGACGCCGGCAGCCGCUUCGAGGAUAUCCGCAACAGCGGCGUGGCACACUUCCUGGAGCACAUGAACUUCAAGGGCACCGACCGGUACUCGAAGAACGACGUCGAGAACAUCUUCGAGCACCGCGGCGCGCACUUCAACGCGUACACCUCGCGCGACCGUACCGCCUACUACGUGAAGGCGUUCACAAAGGAUGUGGACAAGAUGAUCGACGUCGUGUCGGACCUCCUCCAGCGUGGCCGCUACCGCCGGCACGACAUCGAGGCGGAGCGGCCAACGAUCUUGGCGGAGAUGCGCGAGGUGGAGGAACUCGUGGAUGAGGUGCUCAUGGACAAUGUGCACCAAGCCGCCUACGACCCGACGACGAGUGGGCUGCCGCUCACAAUCCUCGGACCGGUCGAGAACAUCGCCAAGAACAUCAACAAGUCCAUGAUCGAGGACUACGUGCGGGUGCACUACACAGGGCCACGCAUGUGCCUCGUGUCGUCUGGCGGCAUCUCGCCCGAUGCGGCGCACGCGCUGGCGGAAAAAUACUUUAGUGGCCUGUCCUCCACGAACAACCGCCCGCUCCUGCGCGGUGUGUACAAGGGUGGCCACACGAUUCUGUGGAACGAGGGCAUGGCGACAGCGAACACGGCCGUGGCCUUCCCGAUCUGCGGCGCCUCGCACCCGGACAGCUACCCGCUGCAGCUGAUACACAACGUCAUUGGGCAGUUUCGCGAAGGGCAGUACGACCAGUUCAGCUCCCAGCGCCGAAACCCGAACCUGCCGUGGGAGCGGGUGCCGAACCUGGUCCAGCUGCGCCCCUUCUACACGCCCUACGAGGAGACGGCGCUGCUCGGCUAUCACAUUGUGACGGCCCGCAUGGCGACGAGCGACGUUGCCCGCGACGACGCGCAGACACUGAUGCUGAACUACGUCCUCAGCUCGCUCUACGACCUGUGUGCCACCAAGGUUGAAGACUCCCUGCUGGAGGCGGCCAAGGCGGAGUUCAAGUCGUCCGUCAUGAUGAUGCGGGACAGCACGACGAACAGCGCCGAAGACCUCGGGCGGCAGAUGAUACACUUUGGCCACCGCGUGCCGCUGCAGGAGGUGUUUGAGCGGGUCGACGCCGUCACGCCCGAGUCCCUGCGCGCCGCGGCGGAGAAGUACUUUGCCGUCGUCCAACCCACCGUCUCCUGCAUCGGCGCGAGCAGCACGUUGCCCAAGUACGACCCCCUCUCGCUCGUGUCGAAUGUGGUGCACCCGCAGCUGACGCCGGCGCAGUUCCCGGAGGACGCGCGCGCGUGUCUGCUGUGA
Molecule: messenger RNA, 1485 nt
Organism: Leishmania mexicana MHOM/GT/2001/U1103
Lineage: Eukaryota; Euglenozoa; Kinetoplastea; Trypanosomatida; Trypanosomatidae
Product: metallo-peptidase, Clan ME, Family M16
Exons: 1
Coding region: 1-1485 (494 amino acids)
Biological process (GO): proteolysis
Cellular component (GO): mitochondrion
Molecular function (GO): metalloendopeptidase activity; metal ion binding
Source: RefSeq, a predicted model, not a curated record